Messenger RNA from Talaromyces amestolkiae, 1407 nucleotides. RefSeq lists its product as uncharacterized. The record is from RefSeq and is a predicted model, not a curated record. Gene Ontology annotation, molecular function: nucleic acid binding. NCBI's taxonomy places the organism in Eukaryota, Fungi, Ascomycota, Eurotiomycetes, Eurotiales, Trichocomaceae. Gene Ontology annotation, biological process: methylation. The transcript has 5 exons. The coding region runs from base 1 to 1407 and encodes 468 amino acids. Gene Ontology annotation, cellular component: cytoplasm.
AUGGAGUGCGUGAUCCGCUUUGCGCAAUCGCACGAGACCUUUCGACAGGCGGAAAUCGAAGCCCUCGCCAGCCUCGCAGGGGUCGAUGUCGAAUUUGUGCUGUACGAUAAAUAUUCACCAUUCUGCAUCGCCAAAUUCUCUGAUUUGGAGGCAGCUCGCAAAGUGAUCUCUCGCAGCGUCCUCGCCCAAGACGUCUUUGAACUCUGGGGUCGAGGUGCAACCCACGAGGAACUUCAUGCAGAUGUGCGACACAGAACAGAACAUCGUUGGAAGGACUACAGGGAUGUCUCCUUCCGUUUCUUGAUAGACACCUUUUCGGUAAAGAGGUCACAAGCCGAAAAGAGAAGCCUUAUCGAGAGUUUUGCGUAUCUUGACCUCCAGGGACCGAUCCAAUUGAAGGAUCCUGAUGAAUUGUUUGUAAUUUUGGAGGACUAUGUUUCGGACACUGAAGAAAUUCAACAGCAAGAACAGCAACAACAAGAACAAAAACCGCCCAAACAAGGCAAACGGAAAGAUUUGAAGAAUGUAUAUUUUGGCCGCUGGAUAUGCGCCAGCAGUCGCACAAUGAUGGAUAAAUACGAUCUCAAAAAACGAAAAUACAUAUCCACUACAUCUAUGGAUGCAGAACUCUCUCUCGUCACCGCAAACAUGGCCCACGCCGCCCCCGGAAAGCUUUUUUUCGACCCCUUUGUAGGAACGGGAAGUUUCCUCAUCGCAGCUGCACAUUUCGGUGCCGCAACGUUCGGCGCAGAUAUCGAUGGGCGCAGUUUCAAGGGCCGACACAAAAUCACCAAGGAGAAUCCCAUGGGACUACUGGCGAAUUUCCAACAGUAUGGAAUUGAGGAUAAGUUUGUUGAUGCGCUCAUGUCUGAUCUUACAAAUACGCCAAUACGGGAUGUGCCGUUUUUGGAUGGGAUCAUUUGUGAUCCGCCGUAUGGGAUUCGUGAGGGACUCCGUGUUCUCGGGGUGAGAGAGGGGAAGUCUAAGGAGCCGGCGUACAAGGAUGGUGUACUGGCUUAUACACAGGACGACUGGGUACCCCCUAAACGACCAUACGGUUUCGUCACCCUACAACACGACAUCCUGAACUUUGCAGCUCGAACUCUGGUUGUUGGAGGCCGGAUUGCAAUGUGGAUGCCAACUGCAAAUGAACAAAAUGUUGAAUUCAUUAUACCCACUCAUCCGAGAUUAGAGAUUGCCAGUAUAGGCGUGCAGACAUUUUCAACUUGGUCACGUCGUUUACUUACGUAUCGCAAAUUGCCGGAAGGAGAAGUGUCGUCUGUCUCUCGCAUCAAGUCAGCUACGGAUGACCCGAACGGUGUUACGGCAAAUGAAUUGAAUGAAUUUAGACGACUGUACUUCGCUACAAAAAAGCCAGCAAAAAGCCCUACAACAGAACAGAUCUGA